Molecule: messenger RNA, 4974 nt
Organism: Prionailurus viverrinus (fishing cat)
Lineage: Eukaryota; Metazoa; Chordata; Mammalia; Carnivora; Felidae
Gene: GCFC2
Product: GC-rich sequence DNA-binding factor 2
Exons: 17
Coding region: 1292-3412 (706 amino acids)
Biological process (GO): mRNA splicing, via spliceosome
Cellular component (GO): nucleus
Molecular function (GO): DNA binding
Source: RefSeq, a predicted model, not a curated record
AAGACGCCGUAGACUGUACCAAUAAUGGCGGGAACUACAGUGCAGUAGUUUUGAAGUACCUUUGCGUUUUUAAAUCUAGAAUUUAAGCAGCAUGAAGGUGUUUACAUAAAAUGUGUUCCAGUUAGAAUUGGAGCUUAAUAAGAAUGCAGUUUUCAGUUAGUUUUGAGGUUAAAGAAAAAAAUUGUCUCUCCCACGUAACUAUUUUACAAAAAAAUAGUGAGUGACAUUGUUUUCCAUUUGCAAAUCUUGAUACUUCGGCAUUCAGUCUUGUGAUAGGUUGUUUCAUUUGAAAUAUGAGAAGAAAACCGCAGGUACAGGGUGUAAUAGGAAUACUUAAUAGCCUUUUAGAUGAUUGAGGGCGUUCUGCUUUGGUGUUACAACAAAGGUCAACAAACAGUACUUUCUUAAAGGUCAGUUUGCAACAAGCAGCUGAAACAGUUAUCUGUCAGGUUUUUUUCCCCAGUCUGUUACAUUAAAAUCCACGGGUCUGUUUUGCACUUGAAUGGAACUUUUGCCCAUGCAUGAUUGGUUACAUCAUGCACGGACUAUGGAAAGCAUUGGUUCAUAGAGUUUGCAAAUGUUGGUACAUUUUAUGAUACAGUAUCUCCCCCAAAAUCUGUUACUGUUAGUGUGUUACUGCUGUGUUACUGCUAAUCAUCAGUCUUUAAGUAUUGCAAAGAUGCUCACGGUGCAGGAUAUGUUUUCCAAAAUUCCAGUUUUCACUUGAAAUCUCUAAUUCUGGAAGUGAUAGGCACAGCUUUACUCAUUUCUGAGACAAUUUGUCAGUUGUACAUGUAGAAAUAACUAGAAUUUGUCAUUCUUUCAAGUAAAAUGGUGUUGCUCCUUGAAGACCGUGGCUAGUUCACCUUGCAUCUGUUCACACAAGUGCUUUUCAGUGAGGCAACCAUUGUGUUUCAGCGUGACCCGGAAGUGCUUUAUACACACUUCCAUUUUGUUCCACAGAAUAUUUAAAAGAUAUGGACUCAAAGGUCACGAUUUAAUAAAGUUAGUGACUUUUAACUGCUGCAUUGAGGAUGGUAAGUGCAACUGGAUUUUUUUUUUCCUGGCAAUGCAUGGUGAUGAAGAAUACAAUGGCUGCUACUACACAUUGCUGUCACUGUCUUGAUUUAUACUAAGAAGCCAAGAGUUUUACCCGCCUCUGCUGUUGCUUCAUUAUAUAAAUAGCAUCAGAUUAAAAUGGGCAAAUAACAUGCUAAUAUUGUGAUGAGAGUAGUUUUGAACUCGCAGACCCUCUGAAAGGGUCCUAGGGACUUCCAGAGGUUGAUGGACCAUGCUCCGAGAACCACUGCUCUGGUGUUCAUCCACUUUGGGAACAGAAUCCAGAAUGGUUGAUCUUUCAACGGAUGAAGAGAGUGAAACACAUCAUUCCCCAGAAAGUAAAGAUGAUCACAGUUCAUCAUCCAACAGCUCUAGCUCUCUGGAAGAAUUUUCGUCAAUAGUAAAUAUCCCUGAUGCAGCUUUUAUUCAGGCAGCCCGCAGGAAACGUGAAUUGGCCAGGACCCAAGAUGACUAUAUUUCUUUGGAUGUAAAACAUACCUCUGUCAUCACUGGGAUGAAGAAAAACAGUGAUGAAGAUCCUGAGAGUGAGCCUGAUGACCAUGAAAAGAGAAUACUGUUUACCCCAAAGCCUCAAACACUUAGACAAAGGAUGGCUGAUGAAACAACACCUAGAAAUGAAGAAACAAGUGAAGAAAGUCAGGAAGAUGAAACUCAAGAUAUUUGGGAACGGCAGCAGAUGAGGAAAGCAGUUAAAAUCACAGAGGGACGAGAUCUAGAUCUUUCCUACAACAGUGAAUCUCAGACAGUGAAGAAGUUUGAUACUUCCACUUCAUUUCCACCAGUAAAUUUAGAAAUUAUAAAGAAGCAAUUAAAUACUAGAUUAACACUGCUACAGGAUACUCACCGCUCACACCUGAGGGAAUAUGAAAAAUACAUACAAGAUGUCAAGAGUUCGAAGAGUACCAUCCAGAAACUAGAGAAUUCAUCAAAUCAAGCUCUAAAUUUUAAAUUCUAUAAAAGCAUGAAAAUUUAUGUGGAAAAUUUAAUUGACUGUCUUAAUGAAAAGAUUAUCAGCAUCCAAGAAAUAGAGUCAUCCAUGCAUGCACUCCUUUUAAAACAAGCCAUGACCUUUAUGAAACGCAGGCAAGAUGAAUUAAAACAUGAAUCAACGUAUUUACAACAAUUAUCACGCAAAGCUGAGACAUCAACAAAUGGAAGUUUGGCUGUAGGUGAAAAAACUCCAUGGAUUUUGGAAGAGAUUGAAUCUCGAAGGUCACAAAGAAGACAAGCAAGAGCACUUUCUGGGAAUUGUGAUCAUCAGGAAGGGACAUCUAGUGAUGAUGAACUGUCUUCAGCAGACAUGAUUGACUUCCAAAAAACCCAAGGUGAAAUUUUACGGGAUCACAAGAAGAUUUUUGAAGAUGUACAUGAUGAUUUUUGUAAUAUCCAAAAUAUUUUGUUGAAAUUUCAACAAUGGCGAGAAAAGUUUCCUGAUUCUUAUUAUGAAGCUUUCAUUAGUUUAUGCAUACCGAAGCUUUUAAAUCCCCUAAUCCGACUUCAGUUGAUUGAUUGGAAUCCUCUUAAGUUUGAUGCUGUAGGCUUAAAACAGAUGCCAUGGUUCACAUCUAUAGAAGAAUAUAUGGCUAGCAGUAUGGAAGAUUCAAAGAAGGAAGAUGGUUCUGAUAAGAAAAUCUUGUCUGCUAUCAUCAAUAAAACAGUUAUUCCUCGACUUACAGACUUUAUAGAAUUCAUUUGGGAUCCCUUGUCGACCUCACAGACAACAAGUUUAAUAACACACUGCACAGUGAUUCUUGAAGAACUUUCCACUUGUGGAAAUGAAGUUAGUAAAGGCAAACAGGACUUACUUAAAUCCAUUGUUUUGAGAGUGAAGAAAGCAAUAGAAGAUGAUGUUUUUAUUCCUCUAUAUCCAAAGAGCACUAUAGAAAACAAAACAUCACCACAUUCAAAGUUCCAAGAAAGACAGUUCUGGUCGAGUGUAAAGCUUUUCCGCAAUAUUCUUCUUUGGAAUGGACUCCUCCCAGAUGACACGUUGCAAGAACUAGGACUCGGGAAGCUGCUGAAUCGCUACCUUAUGACAGCUCUUCUUACUGCCAGUCCUGGGCCAGAUGUUGUUAAAAAGUGCAGCCAGAUAGCAGCAUAUUUACCAGCAAAAUGGUUCCAAAGCUCUGCCACGAGAACGUCUAUUCCCCAGCUAGAAAACUUCAUUCAGUUCUUGUUGCAGUCUGCACAGAAAUUAUCCAGAAGUGAAUUCAGGGAUGAAGUCAAAGAAAUAGUUCUUAUUCUGAUGAAAAUAAAAGCUUUGAAUCAAGCAGAAUCCUUCAUAGAAGAAUGUCACCUAGACCAUCUUAAAUCAGUAAUUAAAGAAGUUUGAGCAAACUAUGGGAAGUACUAACGUGAGAUUUUAAUGUAACCACUCAUGGCUCAUUUGCUCGGGGCGGCGGUGCCCGCAGGACUCCCUCCAUUCCUUCCCCUUAUUUUACCUUCUGGUAUCGCGAAAGGCUGCCCCUCUGUGGUGUUUGCAGGAAGUAAGCCCACAGGAGCAGUAAGAGUUAACAUACUUCCCUUUGAUUCUUUGGACUUCUUUUCCACUGUAAGAGAGGAGUUGGGGAAACCUUGCUGCUUUGGCUUUGGUGAGUCUUCUGAACUGAUCGUAGCAACAUCUGUUACUUCUCUUCAUCCCGUCUCUAUUCACAAAAAAUUAAAAUGGAAAUCUUAAUUGGAAUGAAUCAUUUGCUAAGGGUUAACUGAUUAAGGUAUUUUAAGGCUUUUGAUAACUAUUGAUGGUCAAAUUGACCUUCAGAAAUCUGUACCAAUGUAUUGUGCCAAAACAAGUGUAAUAAGCCGGCAAAACCCCCCCGCCAUAGGUGUUUUGUUUUUUUUUUAACUCAGUACAAAUUCAGUAGAUGUAAAAAUUUUAAUUAUUCUUUUGGCUUAAAUUAUUAAGUACUUUUUUGGCCAUUUGUAAUUCUUUUUGAAAUCCACUCAUGUUAAUGGCUUUGUAAGAACUUUGUUUUAAAGAUACCAAUGUUUUGUCUAUCCUAUGUUACUGUUUUCCGUAGUCAUUUUUUCUCUUAAUGUAUGAUGUUUUUAGUGUGCUAACAUUACUUGUUAGGUACUUAGAUUUCUCUUCUGUUAGGGUUUUUGUCAUUGGUGAUAGGCUUAGACAGGAUACACGUAUUUUGAAUAUUCAGAACAUGUAAUAAACUUUCCGAUAAAGUAUUUGUGUAAUUGAAAAGAGACUGAAAGUUUCUCAAAAUGAGUUUACUAAUAAUUUUUUCUUAAAUCUGUCCAUUAAAUAACUCCAGGGUGACCCUGAAUAUAUAUUUUGUAAAUUAUUGCCCCAAAGAAUAUCAGGAAAAAAAAUACUAUAUUGUAGGACUUCAGCAUGUGGCUUCUGACAUUUUCACCUCUAGUUUUGAAGCCGUGUAUUUUUUUUUUUUUUUAACAUUUAUUUUGAGAGAGACAGAGCAUGAGCAGGAGAGGGGCAGAGAGAGAGGGAGAUAGAAUGCUAGCAGGCUUUGCAUGGUCAGCAUACACAGCCCAACGUGGGGCUCGAACUCACGAAACCAUGAGAUCAUGACCUGAGCCAAAAUCAAGUGUCAGAUGCCUAACCGACUGAGCCACCCAGGUGUCCCUGAAGCUGUGUAUAUUUUAACAGAUUGAUGUGUUAUUUCUAUUUGUGAUUCACUAGUAUGAACAGUUUGAAUGCUCUUUUAGUUACACAAAUUAUAUAAGAAUAGGAUCUCUUCCAGAAAGCAUUUAUCAUUCCUGCACCAAUUAUUGUCCCAGAGGUAACUGCUGUUUUCAUUUUAAUGUUACCAUUUCAGACUUUUUCUCUACUUACAUAAACGUACAUGUGUAUGUUAACACAAAAGGCAGAUCUUUAUUGCAUAUGAAAUUUUAGUUUUAAUAAAGUGUACAUUUGGAAAUUUC